UGAAGCUCUGAGCAUAGACGGGGAGCAGGAACUUUCUCUCAAUAAUGCAUUGGCAGCAUAUUUAUUAAUUUAACAGGGAUUUCCUUUUAGCCCUUUUCAGCUUCUUUCAAGUUUGCAAGUUAGUUCUAAAAAUCACCCUAAGUGUAUUACUUUUCAGUCAACUGAGGAAUUUAAUUUUCAGCCUAUUCUGAGCUAGAAAGCUGACGUUUACUAUGUUUAGGAUGAAUUUGAAGGGCUAAGGAAGUAUCCUUUAAGAAGUCUUUAUUUUAUGCCUAGUGUUCUUGAAAGAAGCUGAAAAUUCUUGUAUCAGGUUAAAGCAUUAGGGAAACAUGGAACUGGACAUGGUAUUACCAGAGACUGCACCAUCUUCCAAAAAGAAUACUGAUAUUAUUGUUUUUCCAAGAAGAACUCCACAGUCUAAAAAAAAAACUAAAAAAGCUGUUGUUUUCUUUGAGGUGGAGAUCCUGGAUGCCAAGACCAAGGAGAAGCUGUGCUUCUUGGAUAAGGUGGAACCUAAUGCUACUGUUGGGGAGAUUAAAGCGAUGUUUCAUAAAUCUCAUCCUCAGUGGUACCCAGCUCGGCAGUCCCUCCGACUUGACCCAAAGGGAAAAUCAGUAAAGGAUGAAGAUGUUUUACAAAACCUACCGGUAGGAACAACUGCUACCCUAUAUUUCAGGGACCUUGGAGCACAGAUCAGCUGGGUGACUGUUUUCCUCACUGAGUAUGCUGGUCCGCUUCUGAUUUACUUGCUUUUCUACUUCCGAGUGCCCUUCAUUUAUGGCCCUAAGUAUGACUUCACAACAAGCAAGCACUGGGUAGUACACCUUGCAUGUAUAUGUCACUCUUUUCAUUACAUUAAACGCCUUCUGGAAACAAUAUUUGUACAUCGAUUCUCUCACGGUACAAUGCCACUUCGGAAUAUAUUUAAGAACUGCUCUUAUUAUUGGGGAUUUGCAGCCUGGAUGGCAUACUACAUCAACCACCCACUUUAUACCCCACCAGGUUAUGGAGAAGAUCAGGUGCAAAUAGCUCUUAUAAUAUUCUUGUUCUGUCAGAUUGGAAACUUCUCCAUUCAUAUUGCCCUUCGAAACCUACGUCCACCAGGGUCAAAAACAAGGAAGAUCCCAUUUCCAACCAAGAAUCCCUUCACUUGGCUUUUCUUAUUGGUAUCUUGUCCUAAUUAUACUUAUGAGGUUGGCUCCUGGAUUGGUUUCACUAUCAUGACACAGUGUCUACCAGUUGGUCUCUUCACUCUUGUUGGGUUCAUCCAAAUGACCAUAUGGGCAAAAGGCAAACAUCGCAGUUACUUGAAGGAAUUCCGUGACUACCCACCACUCAGAUCACCAAUCCUGCCCUUCAUACUAUAAAAAGUCAAUGAAUCACUAGCUGAGUUUAAGAAAGAUGGAUCAUAUUUUAACUGUUUAGAUUACCACAAAUCUGGAACUAACAGAGGUUCCUGUCCCUUUUGUCAAGCUGCCUCUGGUCACAGCCUUGUCUGUACAUGCUUAAAUACUACAUAGGGAUAACAAACACACACAUACAACUGCUUAACUGGAACUGUGAGAUUAUGUAAAACAAAUUGUUUGCCCUAAAUGUAACAGUGUGCCCAAGAUUAGCAUACUCAUAUUAUUGAAAAUUAGGAAAAAAUGAUCUAGUCUCUGCUACGUGUGCAUUAAGCAGACUGAGUCUUAAGAAAUAAUUCUCAUAAAGUUCUUUGUUCUCAGACUAGUUGGGUAGGACUUCCUUUGAGCCAGAACUUUUCUAAUUACAAGUCCUGAAGCAUCACACUGAUUUUGCUACCAUUUCUAAUGCUUAAACAGAAUGAUACCACUGUAGCUCACAGCCCACAUUUUUGACUAGCCCUCUCUAGUACACAUAACAGACCAGAAUUUGGUUUAAUAUUUCCUGUUUUGUGAGUUUCUUUUCUUUUUCUUAUUGUUUCAGUGUUUAGUGUUUACUUGUACACAAAUACCACCUCUCGUUAGGCAUUUGUCUUUGAAUUCUUUUCAUUGGGCUGUGGCUUUGUUUGCCCUCAUUGAAAAUUAUUUCCUUAAUGACAAUCCUAUCACAGGAACAAAAAUAUAUAUUGUACAAAUUAUUUUUUCAUAAUAAUGUAGUAUGAUGAAGGUCUAAGUGUGAAGUCAUACUUAGUGUGUCAGUCAUGUUCUGAAGCAAAAAUAAUUAACAAAUACUUGAAGAUGGGUAUAACCUCCUUACUAUAUGCAGUAUGGUGUAGUUUUUGAUGCAUAAAAAAUGUGUUGUUUAUUUUGUUGAUAAGGACAGUCCUCUGAUUAUUUUUAGGAUGCUGAAAAUCCCUGGCAUUACAACAUGGGAAAAAUGAACUCAUAAUGCCUUACUACGUAAGUUAAUAUAUACAAUAAUAUAUUUUCAUGCUAAGUAGAUCAGCAUUAGUUUGCUGAACACUACUGGUUUACCAUCCUUGGACAUGUAAGUGGCAAGCUAAAUUUUGUGUAGCUGAAUCUCUCUUAUGGUAGGUAGAACACUUAAGGUUCUUCAUCCCCAACCCCCCCCCCAAUAUGCAAAAAAUAGGUCAUACACUUAUUUUACAAUGAUGACCAGUCCAUGUAAUCAAAAGGCUGUCAGGGUGGGAAUAAACCGUUUUCUUAUGGACAAGUUAUCAACUGAGUCGUGCAGGUGCAACUUAACUGAAAAUUAAUAUGUGAUAAUGUAGUAGUGAAAUCAUAAUGUAUGUAGGAAGCCACCUUUCUAAAGAAGUAAAAUGUCUUUCUUACCUAGAAUGUGUUGCAUUUGUGUCAGUCUAUUACCUACCAUGACAUCAUUUUGUUGGUGUGGUUAUAGAGCACAACUGAGUAAACAGUGAAAAUAAAAAAAAUCAAACAUAAUACAGUCUUCACUUUUUGCAAAAUAGCGUGCGACUUUAACAUGAGGAGCAUAACUGGAAAUGAAAGUACUUGUAAAACAGAGAUACUUCAGAAAGUGACCAAUACACUUGUAAAUCAGAAUGGAAUAUAAAGAGACAAUCUAACCAGUUUAAAUUUGUUAUUCUGUCCUCUUCAAAGGUUCUCAGAUCAAGAUGUUCUUACCACCACAGCCUCUUGGAUUUUUGUUUUUCAUCCAAGUAUAGUAAUUAGUGGGUCUAAGACCUGACAGAGUGAUUUUACAGAACAGUGAUGCUAGAAAAUGUUGGUUAAGCAGCUUUUCUGUGGAGUAAGUGUGCAGCUGAAUUUUGCUACCAGUCCUCAUUGCAUACAACUUUAUGGAAUUAUAUUACUGGUGUACAACUUAAAACUAAUGUAUGUGUGCUCUUUUGUUUGUCAGAACAUACUAGAAGACCAUUUUUGUGGUUCUGCUGUUUAUUAUGGACAUGGUCCUGUGUCAGAAUUGUGGAGCAUCUACUUGUAACCUUAAUUUCUGUGUGUCUUGGUCAGAUUUCCACUCAUGCUUUUUAGUUUUAAGACAUUCCAUAACACUGGUUACAUCAUUCACUGUCUGAGAUGCUUAAUUAUGUAUUACAAAAUGUUCAGUAGUAUGAGAUGCUGAAGGGAAAGCUCAUAAUUUAGACACAUAGCUAACAGAAACUUAAGUUGUCUUAUCAGAUCUGUAUAACCUUCAUCCCAAUACCUUUUAAAGAUCAUGUCUGAAGUUGCAAAAGGAAAUUUUCUUUUCACACAAAAAGUGCAUGCAUCUUAAUGCAUGCAAACACUUUUCUAUGUAAAAAGAAAAGUUAAUUUUGCAACCUUUAGAGAAUUAAAAGAUUUUAAAUAUAGCUUACACACACAGAAGACUAAAAAUGUGGAGCACUAUUUACAUGAUUAAUAUUAAUGGCUGGGUGGGAGGUGUUGCUGUCACUCUGGGUGCCAGCGCUAAUUACUCUGGAUUAGCAUAGGAAAUUAAUUGUGCAUUAGUUAAGUAAUUGCCAAACUGUUAAAUUAACAGUUUAGCAAAAAUAAAUAAAUAAUAAUAAUAAUCAUUAGUUUUUGAUAGCUAUAUUUAAAACCUUAUAACUUUCUAAAGGCUGCAUAAUGAACUUUUCUUUUUACACAGCAAAGUGUUCACAUGAAUAAAAAUGACAAUAAACUGACACUGCAGUGCAGCAUAGUGGGGGUGCUGCACUCCUGAGUGUGUCUUCCUUUGAAAGAGACAUUAAACCGAUGCCCCAUCUACUGAUUUUAGUGGCAACUUCAGGUGGAUGAAAAGAUCACAAGGCACCUAUCUAAAAGAAUUGGAGAAGUUCCCUUAUGCCCUGGCCAAAUUUUCUCUAUAGUAUAAAUACCAUCUCAAGUCUCCCCUGAAUAGAAGCUACUAGCCUAGUGGGAGUCACCCAGCCAACAAAGGAUAACGAAGAAAGAAAUUUCAUUUUGCGGCUCUAGACAUGAUCUUUAAGACUCUCUUGCCUGCACAGAAACCUACAUUUGAAAGCAGAUUUCUUAACGUAAGAACCUGUAUUUUGUUCAGUCAGUGUCUUGCUUGACUGUAAGCUUCCCUUGUUUUCAAUUUAAUAUAAUAGAUUAUCUCCAGUACAUUGCUAGACUGUCCAUGUGCUUUCUUCCUUGCAUGCUGUUUUCUGGGGGGAAAAAGAUAGCUGUUACAGACUUUUAUCUUACAUAAUCAUUGGCUGCCACCUCUAUUACUGAGCCUUUGACUUGCUUAAAAUAUUUAAUGUGGCUGUUCAAAUUGUCAACUAGGAAGGAUGCAAGCACUUUCAUUUAUGCAAAGUUAGCUGGUUGCAGAAGAUUGGGUUAUAUAAGACAAAUUGCAUAAGAGGCAAGGAAUAUAAUUACCUUAUUAAAGCACACCAGGAAUAGAGUAUUUGUACGUAAGUGCAGAUGGUUCACACUUUAAUCCACUGUUUUGUGAGUGUGAAUUAUUUCCUCUCCUGUAUGAGUCAUCUGAUUUUAUUUUCUAUUUUUUACAGUCUAGUACCCUUUACAAGAAAUAACCAUUACAUAUGGGAGUUAACCCAUAAAUGAGCAUCAUUUACUCAAAAAAAUGUGGCAGGCCAGCUGCUGGAAUUGACAGGUUUUAUGUUUGUUACUUUGUGUUCUUAUGUAUACAUAUGUACAUGAAAUCCUGGUUCAAAGGAAGUUAGUUGAGACAUCUCAUAGAGGGUGACGAGAUUUGUGGAGUCGAUGUAACAAAUUUACAGAAGGAAAGAAAUGUUUUAAAAGGAAUUAUUUUUGAAUAAGCACAAGAAACAAAUCAUGUGCUGCUGGAAAGGGGCUAUUAAAUAACUGGAAUAUCGGUUUAGCAGUAUUAAGUCAAAUAUUUGUUUGCUGCUGUUCUGUAUAUGAAAAUACUAGUAUUUCUAAUGUGCAAGAGUGAUAAGGUGAAUAUAAAGGAUUGGCAACAAGUGCUAGGGAGAGGGGAUUUGUGUAAUCGUAAGGAAGAAGUGGAGGGGAACAUAUGCAAAAUUUUAUCCACAGAGAUAGACAUACGAAUCCAACUAUUAGGUCUGUACUGGAUUUUACUCAUGAACACUUAAUAUGCAGUCAGCAGGUGUCCCAUCCUUCACUUGUCAUUCCCUGUUUUCCUGUCCAGUGCAUGCUUGGCAUUACUUAACCAAUUUUAACUCUGCCACAGUUUCAGGCGAGAUGUUAAAGGUAUAUUCUUCCGGUAUUCUUUAUUUGCUUUUAACCAAAUUCAUGACAUUUUGUUUUGAUGCUUGUUAUAUCCAGUGAAGCUCUGUUCUUGUUACGUUCCCUUUGUUCAGUACUAGCAACUGUCAGGCAUACCUCACUCUGUUUCUGCUGUCUGUGAAAUAAAUUGUGCUGCUGUAGUCUCUGCACAUUUAUAUUUUUAUUAAUGCAGUCAGCAAACCUCUAGGACUCCCUUUGGUCUUUCUUUAUGCUUUUACAUGUGCAUGAUACAGAUAAUUAGCAAAAAAAGAAAAGUACUACUUUGCACAGGUACAUUAAACUUAGUUUGAGUUUAGUAUUUAAAUGUAUUUAAAUGUGAAAGAAAGGUUGGAUAAGCAAGUUCAGUGGCAGUAUAGCAAUAUUAUUCCAGUCAUGUUUGUGUAGAAUUUUGAGCAAGUUCAUGGGGCAGACCAAAAAUCAAGUGCUCAGAUGACUGCUUUCCUCAGUGCUUGAUGGACACGGUGUUACUGCUGAAGAAUUGUACCAGACUAAGCUGUAUGAGGUGAAAGUUUUGAAUGAUGAGAGACAAGGAACCACUGUAUUACCAUUGCAUGCACACACACACACGACCUUGCAUGCUAUGUGUCAUUAAAAAAAACAAAAAGUGUCACGCAUGCAUGGUGUUCUAAUUCAAAUACCAUACAUUCAGACCAGGGAAUGGGGCAGGAAGAAUGGAAUAAACAACACUGUUAUUGCUGCAGAAAAUACAAGAAUGUAGAAAAAAGCAACAUGAACAGCAUAACAUAAAUGUUUAAAACUGUUUCCCAUCUGUUAUGAAAUGAGAAGUACUAGCAGAUAAAUAAAAUUUGUUUUCUUUAA
Protopterus annectens (West African lungfish) is the source of this 6437-nucleotide messenger RNA. It is a transcript of the gene TECR, whose product is annotated as trans-2,3-enoyl-CoA reductase. Gene Ontology annotation, molecular function: oxidoreductase activity, acting on the CH-CH group of donors. The record is from RefSeq and is a predicted model, not a curated record. The transcript has 12 exons. Lineage: Eukaryota; Metazoa; Chordata; Ceratodontiformes; Protopteridae. Bases 330 to 1367 code for a protein of 345 amino acids. Gene Ontology annotation, biological process: very long-chain fatty acid biosynthetic process.